Molecule: messenger RNA, 2007 nt
Organism: Erythranthe guttata (spotted monkey flower)
Lineage: Eukaryota; Viridiplantae; Streptophyta; Magnoliopsida; Lamiales; Phrymaceae
Product: Pentatricopeptide repeat (PPR) superfamily protein
Molecular function (GO): protein binding
Source: RefSeq, a predicted model, not a curated record
GCUACUUCUCUCUCUAACAUUUUUGUUCAAUGCUUUCUCCUCCCUGAAAACUCUGAUAAAUAUAAAUGAAUCUUCACACGUGCUGCUGCUCUUCCCCUAUACUCCCGCUCCCCAUUCACCACCCCCCGAAGCACAACCACUUCUGCUUCCUCUUCCCAACCAAAACCAGCCGUACGCCGUCGUUUUGCCCCUCUCCUAUCUCGAAGAAUUUAUUCGCGGCGGCCACCAAUCAGGUGUCUUCGUCGCCUGAGGAAGGGAAGUUGGAAUCGGAGAUUCUAGACGACGAGCUAUUGGUUCGGGUUUCUGCCGCCAAAGAUGCGGCCGAGGUUUUGUCUUCGAUUGCGGCGGAGCGCUGCUCCUCCGGCGGCGGAGUUGUGAGUCCUUCUGAUUGUCGGUUGAUUAUCACGGCGGCGCUUGAUCGUGGCAAUGCUGAGCUGGCUCUCUCUGUAUUCUCCGCCAUGCGCUCGAGCUUCGACUCUGGUCGAGUUGACGGUUCUAUGUCUGUUGAGAGAUGGAAGUGGUCAAGACCGGACGUACAUACUUAUAUUUUAUUAGUCAAGGGUCUUGCAGCAUCACUAAAAGUCUCAGAUGCCCUUAGAAUGAUUGACUGUGUUUGCCGAGUGGGAGUAUCUCCUGGUGAAGAGGUUCCGUUUGGUAAAGUGGUGAGAUGCCCUUGUUGUAUGGUAGCCGUUGCUGUCGCUCAGCCACAACAAGGAAUUCAGCUUGUGUCUUGCUCAAAGUGCCGCUACCAGUAUGAACUAGUUUCAGGCAACAUUCUCAGCAUAGAAUCGGAAGAAAUUAGCAUGGAUGUUCCUGCAUGGAAACGAGGCCUACAAUUCUUGCAAAUAAUGAAGCUCAACAUUCCAGCUGCCGUUCACUCCAUUGUGGUGGAGACCCCGUCUGGCAUGGCGAGAACUCACAGGUUUGCCACUGAAACAGUUGAUCUCCCUGCCCAAGAAGGAGAAAGAGUAACUGUUUCCGUAGCAGCUCCGUUAACUGUUUACAGACAGGUGGGCCCGCUAAAGUUAAGCCCGAGAAUUCCCGAUUUCUACCCAGGCGAGCCCAUGUGCCUGACAAAUCAUAGAGACGGUAGAGAAUCUCGAUUAUUGAGAGCGCCUCCUAAAGAUGCGGCCAAAUCUAUGCUGAUCCCAUCUACCUUGAUUCCUAUUCUUGCUGUGUGUGCAACUGGCGAUGCUGCCUCUGGACUAAUCGACCCUGGCUUGCCGCAGUUGAUUGCAGUUGCUGUAGUUUCUUCACUUGCCGUGGGUGUCACUUUUAACAGACUUGUUCUUCCUCAGCUUAACAAGCUUCCUCAAAGAACAGUUGAUAUAACAUCCAUAAGGCAACAGCUAUUGUCUCAGUACGACGUACUUCAAUCUCGAAUCAAGGAGUUGAAGAGGGCUGCUGAAAAUGAGGUUUGGAUGCUCGCUCGCAUGUGCCAGUUGGAGAACAAAAUUUAUGCUGUUGGAGAAGAGCCUUCUUAUCGUUCGAGAAGAAAUAGAGUCAAAAGGGUCCGCGAAGGAUUGGAGAGUUCCCUCAAGAAUCGCAUUGAACUGAUCGAAAGCUAUGCUAGAAUUUCUUCGAUGAUUGAAAUCGAGGUAGAACUGGACUUGGAUGUUAUUGCUGCCGAAGCAGUCACAAAUACGGAAAAUAUAGCCGAACAGAUAGAGCAAAUCAUGGAAAUCGAGAAUCUUGAAGAGAAAUGGAGAUUGCAAGUUGAGGCAAACGAUGAAGCGGAAAGGCUUCUUAGUUCAGAGCCGGUUCCUGCUGACCAGGCUUUUUAGACAGGUGAAGAACUUCAGAGCAUAUUUUUGUACUUAUUGCAUGUUUUUUAUUUAUCUACCUAAAAAAAAAGAAAUUGUAAAUGAUUUUUUUUCUUCAUAUAGUGUUACGAUUACAUAUCUCGGUGUGUUAUUAUAAUCGAGUGUUCUCGAAAUUGAGCACAUUUCCUUAAAUAUAUGCCUAUACUUAUCCUUGGCCUGAUAGUAUAGGCAGUUUAGAUCCAAA